This is a messenger RNA of Cyclopterus lumpus (lumpfish), 2916 nucleotides long. Its product is annotated as extensin-like. The transcript is spliced from 4 exons. The record is from RefSeq and is a predicted model, not a curated record. Lineage: Eukaryota; Metazoa; Chordata; Actinopteri; Perciformes; Cyclopteridae. The coding region runs from base 81 to 2807 and encodes 908 amino acids.
ACUAGUUUCUUGUUCUGGUUGGGUGCCUGUUAGCAGCUACACAUGUUGCAAGCUGUUUGGCUUCAGCUUGAGAACCCAAAAUGUAUUUUGGAUUAUGUGUGAGAGUGCUUGUGCUCACACUUUUGACAUUUGAGCAGCAUGCAAAUGCACUCAAUGACAGAAGUGGAAGUUUUGAUCAUCCCAGAAAUCACAAACCAGAUUUUGCGUCCAAUUUUGAGCGCUCUGCACAGCCUAGAGGGUUUCUAGGUAGUUCUGGAUCCAGUCACAAUGGAGGUGGGAAAGUAGAUAGUUACAGUCCAGAGGGAAGUGUUUCUAGUUACGGCUUUAGCUCAUUGAACAUUGGGAAACCGACACAAAACUCCAAGCAGCCUCCUCAAACCAACCACAAUGCAAAUGGUGUCAUCGAGGCCACAGCUGGCAUGUGGGAAGUCUUUUCUCCCAUUGGCGGUGUUUGGAGUCCUAAAGUGCAACCCGGGUCCCCGUCCACUUUCAACCCCAAGCAGCCCGGCUACACGUCCCUAGUCGGCUACCAACCCAAACCACAGAAACCCAGCUUCUCAUCCAAACCCCAACAAGGGGUGCUUCAAUCCAAAGCUGGCAUGUGGGACAAUUUUUCCCCCAUUGGUUCAGGUCCUAAUGUGCAACCCGGGCCCCCGCCCAAGAAACCCAGCUUCCCACCCAAACCCCAACAAGGGGUGCUUCAAACCAAAGCUGGCAUGUGGGACAUUUUUUCCCCCGAUGCUCCUAAUGUGCAACCCGGGCCCCCGCCCAAGAAACCCAGCUUCCCACCCAAGCCCCAACAAGGGGUGCUUCAAACCAAAGCUGGCAUGUGGGACAUUUUUUCCCCCGAUGCUCCUAAUGUGCAACCCGGGCCCGCGCCCAAGAAACCCAGCUUCUCACCCAAACCCCAACAAGGGGUGCUUCAAACCAAAGCUGGCAUGUGGGACAUUUUUUCCCCCAAUGGUCCUAAUGUGCGACCCGGGCCCCCGCCCAAGAAACCCAGCUUCCCACCCAAACCCCAACAAGGGGUGCUUCAAACCAAAGCUGGCAUGUGGGACAUUUUUUCCCCCGACGGUGGCGGUUCCGGUCCUAAUGUGCAAUACGGGUCCUCGCCCAAGAAACCCAGGUUCCCACCCAAACCCCAACAAGGGGUGCUUCAAACCAAAGCUGGCAUGUGGGACAUUUUUUCCCCCGAAGGUCCUAAUGUGCAACCCGGGCCCCCGCCCAAGAAACCCAGCUUCUCACCCAAACCCCAACAAGGGGUGCUUCAAACCAAAGCUGGCAUGUGGGACAUUUUUUCCCCCAUUGGUUCAGGUCCUAAUGUGCAACCCGGGCCCCCGCCCAAGAAACCCAGCUUCUCACCCAAACCCCAACAAGGGGUGCUUCAAACCAAAGCUGGCAUGUGGGACAUUUUUUCCCCCAAUGGUCCUAAUGUGCGACCCGGGCCCCCGCCCAAGAAACCCAGCUUCCCACCCAAACCCCAACAAGGGGUGCUUCAAACCAAAGCUGGCAUGUGGGACAUUUUUUCCCCCGACGGUGGCGGUUCCGGUCCUAAUGUGCAAUACGGGUCCUCGCCCAAGAAACCCAGGUUCCCACCCAAACCCCAACAAGGGGUGCUUCAAACCAAAGCUGGCAUGUGGGACAUUUUUUCCCCCGAAGGUCCUAAUGUGCAACCCGGGCCCCCGCCCAAGAAACCCAGCUUCUCACCCAAACCCCAACAAGGGGUGCUUCAAACCAAAGCUGGCAUGUGGGACAUUUUUUCCCCCAUUGGUUCAGGUCCUAAUGUGCAACCCGGGCCCCCGCCCAAGAAACCCAGGUUCUCACCCAAACACCAACAAGGGGUGCUUCAAACCAAAGCUGGCAUGUGGGACAUUUUUUCCCCCGACGGUGGCGGUUCCGGUCCUAAUGUGCAAUACGGGUCCUCGCCCAAGAAACCCAGGUUCCCACCCAAACCCCAACAAGGGGUGCUUCAAACCAAAGCUGGCAUGUGGGACAUUUUUUCCCCCGAAGGUUCCGGUCCUAUUGUGCAACCCGGGUCCCCGCCCAAGAAACCCAGCUUCCCACCCAAGCCCCAACAAGGGGUGCUUCAAACCAAAGCUGGCAUGUGGGACAUUUUUUCCCCUGACGGUAACGGUCCUAAUGUGCAACCCGGGUCUCCACCCCAGCUUCGGCAGAUCGUCUACAGGCCCCAGCAGGCCGGCUACCAGCCAUCCGUCUACCAUCUUAAGCCAAAGCCCAAGCAGCCCGGCUACCAGCCGUCCAUCUACCAGCUAAAGCUCCUGCCCGGUUACCCGCUCAAGCCCAGCUUCCCUCCAAUUCCCCAACAAGGGGUGCUUCAAACCAAAGCUGGCAUGUGGGACUUUCAUUACCCCAAUGGUGGUGUUUCUGAUCCUGAAAUUCAACCCGGUACCCCACCCAAGAAACCCAGCUUCCCGCCCCAGCAAGGGGUGCCUCAAACCAAAGCUAGUAUGCAGCCCAGGUCCCCAUCCCCAACCCAGCAGGGGGUGUUUCAAACCAAAGCUGGCGUGUUGGACAUUUUUUCUUCCGUUGGCAUCUCUAGUCCUAAUGUAAAGCCCGGGUUCCCAUCCCAGCAGUCCAGCUACCAGCCGUCCGUCUCAGUGCAUCAGCCCAGCUACCAGCCCCAGCUAAUCGGAAUUCAAAGCAAAGCUGGCAUUUGGGAAUUCUUUUCUCCCAAUGGAAGGGUUUCUGGUCCUAAUGUGGAGCCUGCCAACCUAAAUAAAGAAAUGACUGUUCCUCCAGGAUCCCCACACCGUCCCAGGUGGCAGCAGUCACUGGUUCCUGUGUAAAACGGCAGCCAUUGACCCAACUAUCCAUGCUGUUCCUGACCACAUUCUGAAAGCAGUCAUUCCUGGCAUCAACCCUUUUGUGAAAUUCAAUAAAGUACUUUUAACUGCA